CACAAAUCAACAUCCAGCAUCCCCUCCCAGCCCCCCAACAAGCAAGACAAGGCCGCCCUCCUCCAAGCCCGCAAACUCAAGUCCUUCACCACCCACUCGCACUCCUCCCCCUUCCCGUCCUUCCCCCAUCCAACACCCACAGAAUGCUCCCUCGCCCACCGCAUCCUCUCCUCCCUCCACGGCGAGCGAAAGCGCCCCGAAGCCAUUGUCGCGCCGACAUCCGUCGCCGGCUGCGGAAACUCGCCCUCCGUGCUAGACGCCCUCGUCCGGACGAUUCUCUCGCAAAACACCAGCGACAGGAACAGUUCGCGUGCGAAACGCGCCAUGGACGAGACGUACGGUGGUAGCGACAAUUGGGCUUCCAUCGUAGAGGGUGGGACGGAGAAAUUGCAGCGGACGAUCCAUUCGGGAGGACUGAGCGUCGUCAAGAGCAGAGUCAUCAUGGACAUUUUACACCAGACCAAGGCCCGGUAUGGCAAGUAUUCGCUGGAUCACCUGCUCGACGCCUCCGACGACGAGGCCAUGCGCGAACUGCUGUCUUUCCAGGGCGUGGGCCCCAAGACGGCGAGCUGCGUCCUCUUGUUCUGUCUGCGGCGGGAUAGCUUCGCGGUGGACACGCAUGUGUACAGAAUCUCGUCCCUGCUGGGCUGGAUCCCUCCUUCUGCUACGAGGGAGCAGGCGCAGGCGCAUCUGGAAGCGAGGGUGCCGGACGAGGACAAGUACGGGCUUCAUAUCCUCAUGGUCACGCAUGGGAAGAGGUGUGCUGAGUGUAAGGCUAGGGGGAAGAAUGCUGGCAAGUGUGCUUUGCGGAGGGCGUUUCGA
This is a messenger RNA of Trichoderma reesei QM6a, 822 nucleotides long. RefSeq lists its product as uncharacterized. The record is from RefSeq and is a predicted model, not a curated record. The annotation marks the transcript as partial. Gene Ontology annotation, molecular function: catalytic activity. The transcript has a single exon. Gene Ontology annotation, biological process: base-excision repair. Lineage: Eukaryota; Fungi; Ascomycota; Sordariomycetes; Hypocreales; Hypocreaceae.